AUGUACCUACUUUAUACUAUUACCUAUAUGCUAUUCUUAUCCCUUUAUACUAUACUAUUCUAUUCCUCUUAUACUAUUCUUAUCCCUUUAUACCUUUAUAUUCUUAUACUUUUAUACUUUUAUACUUUUAUACCUAUAACCAUUUAUACCUUUAUACCUUUAUACCUUUAUACCUUUAUACUUUAUACUAUUUCCUCUUAUACCACCUAUUCUUAUUAUAAAAAUACGCCCCCCACUAUCUUUACUAUACCUUAUUCUUAUUUUUUACUUUUUACUUUUUACUUUUUAUUUCUUCUAUGUAUAUAUAUAUAUUAUAUAUGUACUUAUGUACUUCUUAUUCUUUUAUGUAUAUAUGUACUUAUGUAUAUAUUUAUAUAUUUAUAUAUGUAUAUAUUUAUAUAUGUAUAUAUGUAUAUAUGUACCCUCUUAUUAUGUUUAUCCUAUUAUACCCUUCUUAUUACUCCUUAUAACUUUAUCCUAUUAUUACCUAUUCAACUUAUGCUUAUCAUAUUUACUUUAUCAUAUCUACUUUAUUAUUUCUACUUUAUCAUUUCUGCUUAUCAUAUCUACUUUAUCAUUUCUGCUUAUCAUAUCUACUUUAACAUUUCUGCUUAA
Entamoeba dispar SAW760 is the source of this 615-nucleotide messenger RNA. RefSeq lists its product as uncharacterized. The record is from RefSeq and is a predicted model, not a curated record. The transcript has 2 exons. Lineage: Eukaryota; Evosea; Mastigamoebida; Endamoebidae. Bases 1 to 615 code for a protein of 204 amino acids.